CACAGUGUUGGAACGGUGGAGAAUUUUUCGUUUCGUUGUAACAGUGAACGGUGAGACGAUCCACAGUUACAACUUCAUUGUAGAAGACGUGAAGAUUUUUUCGGUGUUCAUUGUUAGCUUCAAAGUACAAUAAUGCCACGUAGAAACACUAAACGACUUAUCAAGUUCGUAGGCAUUGUCACCUUAGUGCUUCUUUUAGGUACUUUUGUGUUGAAAACACUGCUACUUUCCCAUCCACUUGCAAGUCCAGAUGGAGAAAUUUUGAGCGGUGGCAGUAUAAUGCCACGCCCACCUGGAGAUUUAAAAAGGACAAAGAAGGAAAACAACCCCUUGAAAAUAGACUGGCACAAUUACACCCAAAUAGCUGAAGAUGAUACAAGGAAGGGACCAGGAGAACAAGGAAUAGCGUUCUACCUGCCACCUGGCAUGGAACAACAGAAGGAUCAACUUUACAAAGUCAACGGGUUUAACGCUCUGGUCAGUGAUUACAUUGCCCUCAACCGCUCCUUACCGGACAUUAGACACCCAGGGUGUAAAAGUAAAAUAUAUUUCUCCAAACUACCGACAGCUAGUGUUGUAGUUCCUUUUCAUAAUGAACACUGGACAACCUUACUACGUACUGUCACCAGUGUAUUAAAUCGCUCACCACCUGGUCUAGUCAAAGAAGUCAUUUUGGUUGAUGAUUUUAGCAGCAAAGAGGAACUUAAAACAGCCCUUGAAGACUAUAUCAAAAAACACUUUAACAAUGUUCGUGUGAUUAGAGCCAAAAGGCGAGAAGGUCUUAUUCGAGCUCGUUUGAUUGGUGCCCAUGAAGCAACAGGAGAUGUAGUAAUAUUCUUGGACUCCCACACAGAAGCUAAUGUCAAUUGGCUGCCACCACUCUUAGAACCAAUAGCUCAAGACCAUCAUACUGUGGUUUGUCCUUUUAUAGAUGUUGUUGAUUUUGAAACCUUUGCCUACCGAGCUCAGGAUGAGGGGGCUCGGGGCUCUUUUGAUUGGGAACUUUAUUACAAACGCCUACCAUUAUUGCCAGAAGACUUACAACAUCCAACUGAGCCUUUUAGAAGUCCUGUUAUGGCAGGGGGAUUGUUUGCCAUUGACAGAGAAUUCUUUUGGAAAUUAGGAGGAUAUGAUGAGGGACUGGAUGUGUGGGGUGGUGAACAGUAUGACUUGUCUUUUAAGAUCUGGCAGUGUGGUGGACAAAUGGUUGAUGCACCAUGUUCAAGGAUUGGUCACAUCUAUCGAAAGUUUGCUCCUUUUCCAAAUCCAGGCAUAGGAGAUUUUGUAGGCAGGAAUUAUAAGCGAGUAGCUGAAGUUUGGAUGGAUGAAUAUAAAGAGUACCUUUACAAACGUCGGCCUCAUUAUCGUAAUAUUGAUCCAGGAAAUAUUUCUAAACAGAAAGCUUUGAGAGAGAAACUAAAAUGUAAGCCUUUCAAAUGGUUCUUGGAAAAUGUUGCCUUUGACCAACCAAAGAAGUAUCCUCCUGUGGAACCACCGGACUAUGCAAAAGGAGAAAUUCGAAAUGCUGGAAGUAAUUUGUGCAUUGAUACUCGAUUUCGGGGACAGAAUGAAAGAUUUAAUCUUGAAAAAUGUAUAAAGGACAAUAAUAACCAAGGUGGAGAACAGCAAUUUGUCCUCACUUGGCAUAAAGAUAUCCGUCCAGCCAAAAGAAGUGUUUGUUUUGAUGUCUCCGGCUCAGAAUCGCAUGCACCUGUUGUUCUGUGGAAUUGCCAUGGCAUGCAAGGAAACCAACUUUGGAAGUAUGAUUUGAACAGUCAACAUCUAUUACAUCCUAUCACUGGGAACUGUCUGGAUUGUGAUAGUGAACGUCAAGAACUAUUCAUGAGUCCCUGUGAGACAUCCAGUCAAAAUCAAAAAUGGAAAUUUGAGUUUGUUAAUGUUUCUGCACUGGCAAAUUGGUGAAAUAAUCAUAUCAUAGCAAAGUUAAUGGUUAUUAUCCAUAACUGAGAGCUUUGAAUUAUCUCAUGGCAGAAGUUGUGAUAAUACUUUUACUGUAAAUUUAGCUUCAACUGAGAUUUUAUGAGAGGUGUCCAAAAAUUUUGUGGCCAACCUAUAAAGAAAAGAGACACUUGUUGAACUAUGAUUUAUUUUUUAACAUAAUCUAUUCCUGAAUCUAUACACUUGCACUAGUGAUGCUCUAAGACCUUUAUGCCCUUCUGAAAGUACUGUUCUUCUUUGUCCUUAAUCCAUGACUGGACAGUAUGUACAAGAUCAUCAUCAUCACUCUAAAAUCUUUGCCUUUUAGAAAGAUUUUAAGGUUAGGGAAGAGAAAAAAGUCACUUGGAGCUAAAUCCAGUGAGUAAAGGGGUGAUUGAGUAAUUUGUGGCCAGCAUCAUGGAUAGCAUUCAAAGCAACUUGCGAUUUGUGAGCUGGGGCAUUGUCGUGAUGGAAGAGCACACCUUUUUUGAGCAAUCCUCUUCUCUUUUCUUUGAUUUAUUGAUGUAAGCUGUUGAUUAAAGAUGCAACGGGUUGAACCCUUUCAAAAUAAUCAACUAGUAAAACACCGUUGGCAUCCUAAAACUUGAUGCCAUGACCUUCUCAGCAGGGGGUUGUGACUUUAACUUUUUUGGGUGAGUGAACUUUGGUAUUUGCAUUGCAAACUUUGUAUUUUUAUCACUGGAUUGAGGUGAUGAACUCAUGUUUCACCCAUAGCUACAAAUCUACUGAAACCUUUGGAGUAGGCAUUAGCUUUCAUCAAUUCAGAUCCAUUUCUGCUCAUAUGACAUUUUUGGAAUCCAUUUGGCACUAAACUUACUCAUACCCAAACUGUCAUUCAAAGUGCUUGAUGCAGUACUGUUGUGAAUUCCCACUUCCUCUGCUGUCUUUCUAACAGUAAUUCUUCUAAUAUAUAUAUUAUGAAAUCAUGAACUUUAUCUACAAUUUUUGUUGUGAUCGAUGUCAAUGGCCGACCUGACCUUGAAUCAUCUUUACAUGUUUGUCUACUGUGCUUAAACUCAGCACACCACUUUUACACUGUUGAAUCUGCCGGAGCACCCACUGCUAAUUUUGCAUCCAUGUCCUGGUGAAAUUCUUGCGGUGUCAUUUUCUUUUUAACAAAAUAUUUGAUCAUGGCACGAAGUUCAAUCUUCUUCAUGGUGUUUAACACUGCUCAAUUCUUUCAUUCAAAAAGCUGCAAUACACAAAAUAAGCUUGUUAAGUUACAUGUUGCAUUUUGUUUACUCAUAAAAAGAUUCAAACUUAAUAUUUAUCAGAAAAACUUACAUUCCAGUUUUUUUUUAUGUCGGGCCAUGAACUUUUUGGACAACCCUCAUAUUGUUCUUUUUUAUUUAUGCUUCUAUCGUUUAUAAAGCAUACCUUAAAGAAACGUUUUAUAGAUUUUGUAACACCAGUUAAGGUACAUAAUUAUUGAGUUGAGGUUUUAUUACAAAAUGGGGGCAAUUAAAAAGUAUAAUUAUGAUUCACUCCAUAAAAGUAUUUCACUUCAUUGUAAGCUGCACUUCCAAUUGUCUUAAUCGUUUCAUUGUCAGAAUUAUAUGUAUUUAUUUUUUUAGACUUCUUUGCUUUUGUUCCAUGGUAUAUGUCUGUAAAAUUUCAGUUUUACAGAUAACACAUAGAUGAUCUUAAAAACGUCUGUGACUCAAUCAACAGUGUGUACACUUAUAACUGUGCUUGAUAUUUCUUUCUAUUCCUUAAUAAAUAUUAACCUUCUCACACCUUUACAACAAUAAAAGUAAAGAUUUUCUCUUGAAUGUUGUUCUGCAGUACUGGUUUGUAAUUUAUAUUUGAAUAAUACUGUAUCUUAAAGUUUUUGGACAGGGCUAUUCUUAUAAAUCAGUGAAAUAGUUCUCUGCUGUUAAACACACACAUACACAUAAAUUCUAAAUUAGGUUUUUCUUUUUGUACUGGUUUGUAAAAGUUAUAAUUCUAACAUAUUCCAUGUUAUACUGAGCUUAGAUGUUAUCUUUUAAAGAUAUGUAUAUAUAAUUUCUGUGUUUGUUACUGCUGUUUUCACUUAAUGUCAGUGACGAUUGACUUUGCCGAGCUUGCCUUACAUGUAUGAAACUAACUUUUUAACACAGCUUUGUGGAAAAUCUCUUCAAACUUUAGUAUAAUUUUUGUUUAAUUUAUCAUGCCUGGAGAUUCAUGGAAACAAAACAUAAUCUUUAAAAAUUUUUUCUUUUAUAAACUUAUAUUCCUUUCAUAUUGAGAAAAUAUAGUUAAACAUCUGAGCUAAAUUUGGAUGCUCUUUUUUCUUGCAAAGCACCAAAAAACUAACCAAUUCUAAAGAUGUUCUUAAUGCUAUUGAAGUCAGUGAAUGUAUUACUUAUUUCAUAGGGCACUUAGCUUCCUUCAUUCUUUGAGAAUGAGCAAGGCUAUUUUGAUGAAUAGCUAAUAUUUAUUUGUAAUUGUUUCAUUACUACUUCAGUUGUUAUUGCAUGUA
Messenger RNA from Limulus polyphemus (Atlantic horseshoe crab), 4423 nucleotides. RefSeq names its product putative polypeptide N-acetylgalactosaminyltransferase 10. NCBI's taxonomy places the organism in Eukaryota, Metazoa, Arthropoda, Merostomata, Xiphosura, Limulidae. The transcript is spliced from 10 exons. The coding region runs from base 133 to 1923 and encodes 596 amino acids. Gene Ontology annotation, cellular component: Golgi apparatus. The record is from RefSeq and is a predicted model, not a curated record.